AAUUCAGCAUUAUUAUUAUUAUUAUUAUAUAUUUUUUAAUACACACAUAGUAGUAUUAGUAUAGCAGAAAAUAAUUAUGUGAUGAAAAUAAAUAUUUAAUUAUAGCACAAAAGCUAUAUUUUAGAUGAUAUAGUCUAAAUAUAAGAUUAGUUAAGCUAUUCUGUCACUCAUCACUUUAUGAUUUUCAAGGAAAGUUAUUAUUAAAAUAUAUUACGAGAUAAUAUAUUUUCUUCGAAAAUUUCACGGGCAUAAAGUUAGAAAUUCUCACCUCUGUUGGUCACUUAACCACGGGAAAACUUUUAGCAUAGUUUCCAUGAACGCUCUACCUUUGUAGAAAAUCUUGACCUAGCUCGCAGCCUGGCUUUGUCGCGAACAAAAAGUUUCCACGGCCAGACCAAAUCUUCCUCUUUCCACUUGAAAUCUUGUUAACAGGUAAAUUCCAUCUUAUUGACCGUUGCGAAGUUAUAUCUGUGUAAAGGAUUUUGAAAGCUACGUAAAACUAAUUAAGAAUUAAUAUUAAAAUUAUUCAUAAAUUAUUAUAAUUAAAAUUUAUUAAUGUAUUUUAAUAAAUUUAUAAGUAAUUUAAUAACUUUUUUUUUCUUAACAUUAUUAAAUCCAUUAUAAUUUGCUAUUUGUUAUUUGUGAAAAGGAUUUAUAUAUUUUACACAUUUAGACACAUAAUAUGUGUGUUUUUAUGUGUAUGUAAGAUUUCCCAGAAUUCAAUCACAUGAAAUAUACAAUGUGAUGUUUUGUAUCAGAAACAAUUUUUACUUGUAAUAAAACGUCGUCCGAAUAGUAGAUUUUAAAUGAGAACAAUUUAAAGUUAAUGAAUGAGCGUUGUAAGUUAUGCGUGAAUUAGGAGUGGCGCGUGCUAUGUUUCUCUGAAGAUUUCAUAACGACUAUUCACGAGGUCUAUUUUGAAUGCAUUAAAAGAAAAUUUCUUAAUGAACUUUAAGACAACAGUAAAGAUGUUACAAUUUCUGAAAUAAAAAUUUCGUAAUCCUUCAAAUAUAAGCUUUUUUAAAAAUUUAUUAAAACAUAAAAUUAGCAAUUUUUCUAACGACUAAAAUGAAUUCUUAUUCCCGUGUCGCGUCUUUUAUAAUGAUAAUCUUUGACCCGAAGAUUCGAUGUUAACGAGUCUUUCGAACUGUGAACUCAUUUGUUCUCAUUACGCGCGUAAUUUGCCAUCGGUAGUCGACUUGCGUUAAAUUCGAUGUUCAUUUGGCCGUACUCUUUAAAUAGUGUUUAACGAUAGCAAUAAUUACAGCGCAAGCUCUCGCAUCCGUUGCAUUUAAUCACAAAAAUACGACAUUUAUUAUCAGACUAGACUAUGUAAAAGCUUUAGUUCAGAAUAUUCAAGUAAUAUGAAUAAGAUAUUGAAACUUUAUUAAUGUUACAUUAUAAUUUGAAUUAAUCUUAUUGCCUUAUAUUAUAUGAUAUUUUUGAAAUUAUAUAUAAUACUGUAUAUUAAAUAUGUAAAAUUUUUUUAUUUUAUAUAUAAACUGUAUUUCACAAUUAUAGCACUUAUAAUCCUUAAGAAAAGAUAUAAAUAAAAGUAUCUGUAAUAUCUAUCCGGGUCUAUCUAAUGACACUCUAAUAAAGGCUAAAGCUAUGGUAGACGUAUUUAAAUUCAUGUCGAUAUAUCGAUUCGAUGAGAAGUAGCAGUCCACAACUGCUUCAGUCUUCAUGUAAACCUGGAACUACACGUACAUUUGUCCUCACGAAACAAAAUAUUUAACUUGUUAAUUUAGAAUCGACGAAGAGAUAAUUUUUGCGAUCGCAUUGCAAAUUACGUGAAUAACAAAUACAUCAAUAAAUAAUAGCGAAUUGAGCUGUUUAAAGUCAAAUAAUGCCUGUACUAUAUUACUUUCCUCCGAGUCCACCUUGCCGAGCUGUUAUGCUCACGAUUGAGGCAAUUGGGCUUGAAGUGGAGUUGAUAGUACUGAACACAAUGGCUGGUGAACAUUUAACGCCGGAAUACGAGGAGUUAAAUCCGCAAAAGACAAUUCCUUUCCUAAUCGACGACGAUCUUAAGCUAUCAGAAAGUCGAGCCAUCAUGACAUAUUUGGUCGAUCAGUACGGCCCGGAUGAUACACUAUAUCCGCGGAAUCCAGAAGCACGUGCUUUAGUUGAUCAACGAUUAUACUUUGAUUUUGGCUAUCUUUUUUCGGGCGUAUUUUCUUACUACUUAACCGUGCUCAGAAAGGAAGCCGAUACGUAUGAUCCAGUGGAAUAUGCAAAACUCAAAGACUCCUUCAAAAUAAUGAAUAAUUUUCUUGAAGGACAAGAUUAUGUGACAGGAGAUAAUUUAACGAUCGCCGAUCUUGCCUUAGUGGCGUCCAUAACUACAGCAUUGGCGUUUGGAUUCGAUUUGGAAGAAUACCAAAACGUUUCAAACUGGUUAGAAAGAAUACAAACGACUGCACCUGGAUACGAGAAAGCUAAUGGCGAACCUCUCGAGAUGUUUAAACAAUUUGUUCAGGCUUCGGAAAACGACGCAGAAGAAAACGGAGAAGAAGAACAAGAAGGUGAAGAAGAAGGAGGAGAAGAACAAGGAGAGGAAGAACAAGGAGGAGAAGAAGAAAAUGAAUAAUGUCAUAUGAAUUAUAUUCAGUUUUCAAGCUGGUACAUAUUAAAUAGAUUAAAUGUUUUCUUGUUAUGCUAUUAAUAAAAUCUCAAUCAUAUAAAUAAUUAUGUAGACAAAUUGGUCUAUUAUAAGUUUUUGUUUAAAAAUUUGUAUAAAAAAUAAUUAUUGUUGCUUUUUAAAUGUUUUUAAUAUUUUAUAUAUUUCUGUAUUUUUUCUGGGUAUUAUAGUUUAUAAACACGAAAUUUUAAAUAUAAACAAAUAAUGUUUAUAUAAACAAGCGAUGUUUGUAACCACAGUAUGUAAAAAUAAUUACUAUAAUAAAAAUAAAUUUUAGUCUCA
Monomorium pharaonis (pharaoh ant) is the source of this 2926-nucleotide messenger RNA. RefSeq names its product glutathione S-transferase 1-1-like. The transcript is spliced from 5 exons. The coding region runs from base 1850 to 2593 and encodes 247 amino acids. Lineage: Eukaryota; Metazoa; Arthropoda; Insecta; Hymenoptera; Formicidae. Gene Ontology annotation, molecular function: glutathione transferase activity. Gene Ontology annotation, biological process: glutathione metabolic process. The record is from RefSeq and is a predicted model, not a curated record.